AUGGAGAUCCGAAUGGGAAGGAGAGAAGAGAUUUUGUGGACUACCCUCGGUUCAAAUCCUGGGUCCGCCACUUGCCCCGAGGAGUUCAAGUGGAUGCUGGACGAGCUGUUCCUGCUCAACGGCGUGCUCAACAUCGGCGACUCCAUCCCAUGGCUCGACUGGAUGGACCUGCAGGGGUACAUCAAGAGGAUGAAGAAGCUCAGCAAGAUGUUCCACCGGUUCCUGGAGCACGUCGUGGAGGAGCACAACCAGUGGCGGCUGCGCGAUGGCAAGGACUUCGUCGCCAAGGACAUGGUCGACGUGCUGCUGCAGAUCGCCGACGACCCGACCCUUGAGGUCGAGCUCGACAGGGAAAGUGUCAAGGCUUUUACCCAGGACCUCAUCGCCGGUGGCACGGAGAGCUCGGCGGCCACGGUAGAGUGGGCCAUCACGGAGCUCCUCAAGAAGCCCCAGGUCAUCGCCAAGGCCACGGAAGAGCUGGACCGCGUCAUCGGCCGCGGCCGCUGGGUGACAGAGAAGGACAUGCCCAGCCUCCCCUACGUCGACGCCAUCGUCAAGGAGACCAUGCGUCUGCACCCGGUGGCACCGCUGCUGGUGCCCCGCCUUGCUCGCGAGGACACGACCGUGGCCGGCUACGACAUCCCCACCGGAACGCGCGUGCUCGUCAGCGUCUGGUCCAUCGGCCGCGACCCCGCGCUGUGGGACGCGCCGGAGGAGUUCAUGCCGGAACGAUUCCUCGGCAGCAGGCUCGACGUGAAGGGGCAGGACUACGAGCUGCUGCCGUUCGGGUCCGGCCGCCGGAUGUGCCCCGCGUACAGCCUCGGCCUCAAGGUCAUCCAGGUGAGCCUUGCCAACCUGCUGCACGGCUUCACGUGGAGCCUUCCCGGUGGCAUGACCAAGGAGGAGCUCAGUAUGGAGGAGAUCUUCGGCCUGUCCACACCGCGCAAGUUCCCGCUCGAGGCUGUCGUCGGGCCCAAGCUCCCUGCACACCUCUAUUCGGAGGCUUGA
Miscanthus lutarioriparius is the source of this 1008-nucleotide messenger RNA. The record is from the annotation of a GenBank genome assembly. NCBI's taxonomy places the organism in Eukaryota, Viridiplantae, Streptophyta, Magnoliopsida, Poales, Poaceae.